AUGGGAGACUCUUCUGUGACCAAGUCUUCAACUUCAAAGGACACAGCUGAUACUCAACAUGAUGCUGUGAUGUCCAUCACAGAUCCUACUCACCCUCUUUACCUCCAUCCGUCUGAUUCACCAGGCUUGCUUUUGGUGAACUCAACCUUCGAUGGAAAAGGCUAUGGAGGAUGGAGAAGAAGAUUCCUUAUUGCCUUGUCUGCUAAGAACAAGGUUGGUUUCAUAGAUGGAACCAUCCUUCAACCUAAGAUCUCCUCUGAUUCAUUCAAGCCUUGGUGUCGCUACAAUGAUAUGGUCAUAUAUUGGGUCCUCAACACUCUCUCUAAGGAAAUAGCAGAGAGUGUACUCUACUCCAAAACUGCCAAAGAGAUCUGGGAAGAACUUGAGGAAAGGUAUGGUCAAAGCAAUGGGCCUCAAUUGCAUCAUCUGCAAAAGGAGAUAAGUCAGACAAUGCAAGGAAAUAUGGACAUCCGUACUUACUAUACUAAGCUGAAAAGGCUCUGGGAUGAGCUUGACAGCUUAGAUAAUUACCAACAUUGUUCAUGUGAAUACACUUGUGGAGGAAAGACCAAGACAUUUAAAUCACUCCAUGAUGGGAGGCUCAUUCAAUUCCUGAUGGGGUUGAAUGAUGCAUAA
Molecule: messenger RNA, 636 nt
Organism: Nicotiana attenuata
Lineage: Eukaryota; Viridiplantae; Streptophyta; Magnoliopsida; Solanales; Solanaceae
Exons: 1
Coding region: 1-636 (211 amino acids)
Source: RefSeq, a predicted model, not a curated record